UAGGUUUAAAUUAAAACAAUUGUACGAUAAGUCAUUAAUAAAAAAUGUAUAUUUAUUUAGGCCUAGUCUUCUUUUAAAAAAUUAGAAAUUUUUUAACUCCUACACUGGUUAAAAAACUUUUGCUUUUUAGUAGGCUGUGGCUAAAUAUUUACUUGCAGUUCGUGUUUGGAGUUUCCCCGUAUUGGAAACUUCAGUCGACAUUUAAAAUGUCGGGCACCAGCCAAAGCACCAGCUCCCGGAUGUCCAUGGGAGAUGGCAGCUGGAUUGGCUGGUUCCUGAAUCUCCAGGGCAAUGAGUUCCUUUGCCGCGUUCCAUUCGACUAUUUGGAGGAUAAGUUCAAUCUAACCGGAUUGGAGAACAAUGUUCCAAACUACACCCAGGCCCUGGACCUGAUAAUGGAUCCCGAGUUUGAUAACAACUGCUGGGACAACUCGAUGGACUCCCAAAGCGCAGAGCAACUUUAUGGGAUGAUCCAUGCCAGAUACAUCCUGACACCGCGCGGCGUCGACGACAUGCUAUUGAAGUACGAGCGCGGAGAGUUCGGUUCCUGCCCGAGGGUCUAUUGCAAGGGCCAGCGGGUUCUGCCCGUGGGUCUCACCGACCUGAUUGGUCAAUCACACGUUAAGGUCUACUGUCCGAGGUGUCAUGACAUCUUCCAGCCGAGAUCACGCUGUGCUCUGCUGGAUGGAGCCAUGUUCGGCAGUAGCUUCCCACACAUGUUCUUAAUGCAGUUGCCGGCAUUAAGACCUCAACCACCCAAGGAGAAGUAUGUUGCGCGUCUGUAUGGCUUUCAGUUGCAUAAAAAGGCUCUCAUGCCAUCCGAUUCGCCGGAGCGCAAGAUACCAUCAUCCGCAUCCACCACUACCACCGCAUCUGUUAUGGGAAACUCAUCGAAGAGUCUGACAUCGUCAGUGGCCAGUCGUUCGAUGAGGCGUCUCAACCUUUAGAUUCUUUACUGUCAACCUGUCCACACACUGUCCAUACACUAUUAUCCACACCCUGUCCACCCAACUGUACACGGAAAGCACAAACAUGGUCAAUUGUUUUUCGUUAUUGUUGAACAAAAUGCAGAUCCUGGUAGUGAGCUGAUAUAGCCAGAUGUACACAAACCACACUCCUUAGUUAAUUACACAAAUGAUCCUGGCUAUAUCAUCCACUUUAUAUAGCAUCAAAAAUA
This is a messenger RNA of Drosophila ananassae, 1177 nucleotides long. RefSeq names its product suppressor-of-stellate-like protein (gene Ssl). The transcript is spliced from 3 exons. Gene Ontology annotation, molecular function: protein kinase regulator activity. Bases 207 to 947 code for a protein of 246 amino acids. NCBI's taxonomy places the organism in Eukaryota, Metazoa, Arthropoda, Insecta, Diptera, Drosophilidae. The record is from RefSeq and is a predicted model, not a curated record. Gene Ontology annotation, cellular component: protein kinase CK2 complex; cytoplasm.